AUGUCGCAGGCUUUUCUGACAGGAAGGCAGACAGCUGUCUCCAGGAAGCCAGCACUGGGACUCCUUUUUGCUUUGCAGACCUCAGUGGGGACCCUGGGGAAUUACUUCCUGCUUUUCCACUAUGUCUCCCUGUCCCUCGCAGGAGACAGGAUGAGGCCCACAGACGUGAUUCUCAGACACCUGACCAUCGCCAACUCCACUGUCAUUCUCUCUAGGGGAGUCACACAGACCAUGGCAACUUUGGGGGUGAGAGACUUCCUCAGUGAUCUGGGCUGCAAACUUGUCUUCUACCUUCACAGGGUGGGCAGGGGGAUUUCCAUGGGCACAACCUGCCUCCUGAGUGUGUGUCAGAUGAUCACCAUCAGCCCCUGGACCUCCAGGUGGGCCCAGCACAAAGACAGGGCUGCCAGGAACAUUGAGCGCUACAUAGUUUUGAUUUGGACACUGCACCUGUCAGUCAACUAUGUUAUUUUAGCAAGUAUGACUAGUACACUGAGAAGCAAAAACAUGACCCAAAAACAGGAUUUUGGAUAUUGUUCUGCCACAUUUAAAGGUGGAAUCGUAGCUUCACUCUACAGUGCACUGUUCUCAGUCCCUGAUGCGCUGACUCUGGGCCUCAUGCUCUGGGCCAGUGGCUCCAUGGUCUCCAUGCUCCACAGGCAAAAGCAGCAGGUGCAGCACCUUCACAGAGCUCGUGUCACCCCCAGAGCUGCCCCUGAGACCAGGGCCACCCAGAGAAUCCUGGUGCUGGUCAGCACCUUUGUCACCUACUACGUCCUCUCCUCCGCCUGUCACCUCUGCAUUGCUCUGUCAAAGAAUCUCAGCUGGUGGAUGUUGAACUUCUCUGCUCUAUUGGCUGCAUAUUUCCCCACUGUCAGCCCCUUCCUCCUCAUGAGCCGAGCUCCAGGCUGUGUGGGCCCUGCCGUGUCUGCAUGAGGGACUCAACUCCCCCACUACUGUCAUGAGGAAGGUGGACUUUCUGUGCUUUUGCACAGUAUUGAAUCCAUCCUCAGAUGCCCUUACUUUAUUGUUCCCCUAUCAGAGCACAAUCAACAAGGCUGAGAUGGUAUCUAAUGCUUAAAAUCCAAGUAAAAUGUAAUGAUUUGGAAUGUAACCACAAGAAAUUGGCAUUUUCUUCUCUAUUUACUUAAUGGACUGAGACAGUAAAAAAUUGAGAGGGGUACAGAGUGUAGAUAGCAUAAUGUUCAUGCAAAUUGACUCUCAUAGCUGAGGCUCCAAGUUCCCAGAUUCAGUCCACUGCACCACCAUGAGCCAGAGCUGAGCAGUGCUGUGGUAGAAAGAAAGAAAGAAAGAAAGAAAGAAAGAAAGAAAGAAAGAAAGAAAGAAAGAAAGAAAGAAAGAAAGAAAGAAAAGGAGAAAGAAAUUGAGAGGGAAGGGGGAGACAGAAAGGGAGCCAUUCAGAGAUACAUCUGCAGCCCUGCUUCAGCACUUGUAAAGCUACCCCACUGCAGGUGAGGACUGGGGGCUCCAACCCAGGUCUUUGCACAUUGUAACAGGUGUGCUCAGCCAGGUGCACCACCACUG
Molecule: messenger RNA, 1545 nt
Organism: Erinaceus europaeus (western European hedgehog)
Lineage: Eukaryota; Metazoa; Chordata; Mammalia; Eulipotyphla; Erinaceidae
Product: vomeronasal type-1 receptor 4-like
Exons: 2
Coding region: 1-936 (311 amino acids)
Biological process (GO): G protein-coupled receptor signaling pathway
Cellular component (GO): membrane
Molecular function (GO): pheromone receptor activity
Source: RefSeq, a predicted model, not a curated record